Molecule: messenger RNA, 3330 nt
Organism: Mycena indigotica
Lineage: Eukaryota; Fungi; Basidiomycota; Agaricomycetes; Agaricales; Mycenaceae
Product: Kinase
Exons: 4
Coding region: 1-3330 (1109 amino acids)
Biological process (GO): inositol phosphate biosynthetic process; phosphatidylinositol phosphate biosynthetic process
Cellular component (GO): nucleus; cytoplasm
Molecular function (GO): inositol hexakisphosphate kinase activity
Source: RefSeq, a predicted model, not a curated record
AUGUUUUACCUCCAACCCUCCCCCCGCUCGAAAUCAGUCAAGAAGCCUAACCACCGCCGCGAAGCUAGUAGUUCGGACGGCUAUGUCACUGAACGCUCUACACCACGCAGGGUUGUCCGAGCAACCCGUAAUAAUGCAACUCGGGCCCUCACUCUACCAACUUCCUCCUCGAUGACUGCCCUCAGUCAUCUUGACCCUCGUCCUCUUUCCGCCCGCUCUCGCUCGUCAUCCAGUUCAAGUUCAUCGUCUUCAGCGGAUCGCCUUCCUUCCCAGCCACCCCCGGCUGGCAUUCGCCGCAAGGUUGCAGCGACACUACAACUAUUCAAGGAGACAAAGGAAAGUGGCAGCUCGAGGGCUGGCUCGUCGAAGCGUGCUGAGGAUGUGGCCGAGGCAAAAUUUGAGUUCCUCAAACGGUCCGAGUGGCCGGAUAGAGAGGCGGCUGCGAUUCGGCGGGAAAAGAGCUUGACGGCUCUCCGCCGUGUUAAAACAAGAGAGAGCGUUGUGCAAGAGGACGUCGCAAAUUCUCCAGCUCGCGAUUCGGUCGUGAAAGAUGUGAUGUCAUGGCGUGAAGACGUCUCGAAUUCACCGGAGAAUAGCCGGGGUCGACCUCGACAGAGACCUACAGAAGAACAGCAGGUGUUUGACUUCGAGCCUUCACAUCGACCUUAUCCUCCUUCACCUUCUCCCUCACGCUCAGUCCGUGUCCCUUCAAUCCGUUUCCGACACGAGGCUAGUCCUCGUGAAGCCUCAUUUAACAAUACUCCAACGCCCGAAGCUCCUUUCCCCCCUCCUCGGCCUCCCACCAAGUCGCCACCUCAUCCAGAACUUACCGUCCCAUCCCAGCCGACCGACUUAUCCAGUUUUUCUCCAUGGUCUACUGACGACGAGUCUGCAUGGGAAACUGCCUCCGUAACUACCACGACCUCAACAACCUCAGCCGGUCCUUCCCAAUCCUACUACCAUCCUCCUCAACGACCGCCAUUAUUACACGAAACGACACAGAAGCCCAAAUAUCAUGGAUUGCUUGACCUCGAUGCUGAUCUCACCGAGCAACUUCCACACAUUCCCCUUCGGCCGUUUCGGAAUCAAGUUGGCGGCCAUAGCGCCAUUUACAAAUUUACUAAACAGGCUGUCUGCAAGCCGCUGGUCUCCCGUGAGAACCUGUUUUACGAGUCUGUAGAGCGAGAGGCGCCUCCCCUUCUCGGGUAUAUUCCGCGUUAUCUGGGUGUUAUGCUCGUCACCUAUCGACGGGUUCCAAAAGCACCCGCUUCUCCGCCGACAUCUAACAAUGACACCUCAACUCCGUGUCGUGUUACCAACGAUCGGGAUGAUGGUGUUAUCACAGAGGCCGAGCAAGACGGACAUGGCGACACUGAUACUGAUUCUGCAGAAAUGCCAGAAGUGGCAUUAGACCACAAUCGCCAUAUUAUUCCUGAAUGGCUGUUACGAGGUCGAAGGCGCUCUUCUUCUCAGUCAAAUGCUACUCUUCCUUGGAUGGAUCGUCGGACCCAUUGGAGUAGCGGCGCGGUUUCGAGUCCAGAUCUUGGAGUACCUUCGCUGAUGAAUGUUACACGGACGCGCCCCAGCCCGUUGACACGUUAUCCACCAUUCGUCACGAGCGAUAUGGAUGCUCCAACACCUGUCAAUUCACCCAGUCAAUCUACCCGAGCUUUCCCAUCGAGUUUAGCAGGAAAACCUGUCGCUCCGCCCCCAUUCCUCGCAAACCAUGUCUCUGAAGACGACGACAAUCUCCACAGGCCUAUAUUACCGUCGUUUUCUUCGACUCCGCUCCCUCAGUCGCCUUGGUUUGGUGGCUUAGGGUCAACGACAGUGAAUACACGAUUGAAGGAUCACGUGUUCAGCACUGUGUUGCGACGCUUCCGGCGACGAACUGGAGGAAGAUUAGCAGCAGACAGUCGCACGGACGACGAUGGCGACAUUGCUGAUGUCGAAACUGACGAAGGAGGACGCUAUCGUCCUGGCCCUCGUCGAACACGCAGUGGCAAGAUGCGACCGUUGAUUAGUCAGGUUGAACGCUUGCGAACAGCUGAACCCCCGAUACCGCCUAUCCGACGCGUUCACAGCGAGACCACCAUCGCCAGUCCUGGUAAACUGGAAGCACUGGAGUUGGAAGAGCACCGAAGCAAAAACAUGAUUGAUGUCUUUGACAUGGAUUUCGAGCAUCCUCGAAUGAAAAGCUUCCACCACCGUGCUUCGACCUCGCCUGACUGGCGGGAUGUUGAUCUCUCCCCUUCAUUUACUCGACGCCGCAGUCGAUCGCGUUCACUUAAUCUCGGUGUCUCUCCUCCUCCGCCACUGGCAAGACAAUCUCCAUCAUUAUCUUUACUCGAGAUGGACCCGUCGGUCACCCGGCAAAACCAUUUUAUCCUCAUGGAGGACCUCACCGGACGACUGAAACAUCCUUGUGUCAUGGAUCUCAAAAUGGGCACACGUCAAUAUGGUCUCGAUGCGACGUCGGUCAAGAAGAAGAGCCAGCGGAAGAAGUGUGAGCGAACAACGAGCAGAAGUCUCGGGGUCAGGGUAUGUGGUAUGCAGGUCUGGAAUCACGUGACCAAUGCAUAUGUCUCACAAGACAAGUAUAUGGGUCGCGAUGUUCGCCCAGAACAAUUUGCAGACGUCUUGGCAUCUUUUCUGCACGAUGGCGAGCGCUUACUUGCCUACCAUAUUCCGAUCCUACUCCAGAAGCUGUACGGUCUUGCUCGCAUCCUUCAUCGCUUGAAAGGUUAUCGCUUUUAUGGAUGUAGCCUUUUGCUUAUCUAUGAUGGCGAUCGAGAGUUACAGGACCACCUGCGCUCUUGUACGCAAGAGCAGCCUUCGUCAGUCAGCAAACGCGGAGAGUCGCUGGAGCGCCCAAGUCCUGAUAAGCCUCAGCUACGCCGGACCCACAGCGAGGACCUGUUAGCCGGCCCCGUGAGAAAGCGGAGCAGGCGGGGACGCGGGGAAAUCAAUGUGCGAAUUGUGGACUUUGCUCAUACGACAACUGGCCGUGACUGGUUACCCUAUACCGACAAUCGGACCCACGAGUCGCAGCAGAACCAAGGCUACCAGGCAGAUGUUGACCCGGAGACUGGGCUUAUCUACGCCCGUUUUCCGCCACACUACCCCGAGGAGGCCGACCGCGGGUUCCUGUUUGGCCUGCGGAGUCUGGCGUCGACGUUGGAGCAGAUAUGGAACAACGAGCGCAUCAGACGGAUCAAGGCGGGCGGAGAUAACGAGCCGCGACUGCCGCCGCUGUCCACCGAUGGCAAGGAAAUUUUUGACGAGAUUUUCGGGGCACCAGACGAGGACCCAGGCAUGGUUUCGACGUAA